CAUUUCCUACAGCUAAAAGGAAAUUGCUUGUUUCAGGAAACAGUGAGCUGUCUUUUGCAAAAGAAAGCGUAACAUGGAGGAUGAAAAUAGAAUAACAACCCUAGAGGUGAAUACGGCUUUCAUCAAAUCCAAGAGGGGGAUCCUGAAAGUAGCAGAGAUGGCGACUCUGCUCGUGGCAUUUGUGUGUUUCGCUGUAGCAUCGAGGCCAAAGUACGUCACAGCCACAGUGUUGGAGUUUGUGAUCACUUCACUCCUGCUGCUGCUGUACGCGUUCAAACUCAACAAAAGACUGACCUUCUUCUUUUGGCCUCUCGUUGAUGUUUUUAACUCUGCGUUUGCAGCAGUCUACUUUAUUGUCUUGAGCGUGCUGGCGAUGACUACAUACACUGUCACAGGCACACUGGUUGGAGGGAUAGUUGCUUUCAUGUCAGCUGGGCUGCUGUGUGUGGACUGCUUCAUGCUUUUCAAGAACAUCACAUUCAACAAGCCCAGAAGCGAAGCUCAAGACAACCAAUGACUUGUUUGAGUAAAGCUUCUUCUCAAUUUGUUUCCCUUCGACUUCAAGCGUGUACCAGUCUUCGGCCUCUUAUGAUUCCAGUCGUCGUAAUUCGAAUUGAUAAUGCAACUUGUUUCUGAAAGAUGUUUUUAGAUGUUUUUUUUUUUUUAAUUGACACAUUUAAUGUAAACAACAAAUAUCAAUAAACAUUGUUCAUUUA
Molecule: messenger RNA, 716 nt
Organism: Cyclopterus lumpus (lumpfish)
Lineage: Eukaryota; Metazoa; Chordata; Actinopteri; Perciformes; Cyclopteridae
Product: chemokine-like factor
Exons: 4
Coding region: 74-517 (147 amino acids)
Cellular component (GO): membrane
Source: RefSeq, a predicted model, not a curated record